Molecule: messenger RNA, 1045 nt
Organism: Amphiprion ocellaris (clown anemonefish)
Lineage: Eukaryota; Metazoa; Chordata; Actinopteri; Pomacentridae
Gene: chac2
Product: ChaC, cation transport regulator homolog 2 (E. coli)
Exons: 3
Coding region: 209-763 (184 amino acids)
Biological process (GO): glutathione catabolic process
Cellular component (GO): cytoplasm
Molecular function (GO): gamma-glutamylcyclotransferase activity; glutathione specific gamma-glutamylcyclotransferase activity
Source: RefSeq, a predicted model, not a curated record
UUUAUCUUACCUGGAUGACUUGACAGUUUGGCCCGGGGACAGAGGCUCUUUAAGCUGCACCUCCUGUCUCUGAACUUCAUGUUACAGGUGAAUAUGCCGGUCAUUUUAAUGUUAUGACCGCCGUUACGACCGUCAGAGUAAAACUGGUCCUUCAGCUCGAACCGUCCUCGUCGUCUUUGCCGCUGCGACGUUAGCACACCAUCUUAUCAUGUGGGUCUUCGGUUACGGCUCCCUGAUAUGGAAAGUGGAUUUUCCUUACGAGGAAAAGAGAAUUGGAUACAUUAAAGGCUUCAGUCGUCGGUUUUGGCAAGGCAGUACCGACCACCGGGGAGUACCGGGGAAGCCUGGCCGUGUAGUCACACUGGUGGAGGACCCAGAGGGUUGUGUUUGGGGCGUCGCCUACAAACUGCCGACCGGCCGGGAGCAGGAGGUGAAGCGCUACCUGGACUACCGGGAAAAAGGUGGUUAUCAGGUCAUCACGGUUGCCUUCCACCCCCGUCCACCCCUCGCUCCUUCGCCCGACCAGACGCUGCUCUACAUCGGCUCUCAGGACAAUCCUGACUACCUCGGGCCGGCGCCGCUGGAAGAUAUAGCCAGCCAGAUCAUCAGCUCCACCGGUCCAAGCGGGAACAAUACAGAAUACCUGUUUCAGCUGGCUGAUGCAGUGAGAACUAUUCUGCCCGAGGACUCCGACGCACACCUGUUUUCUCUGGAAACUUUAGUAAGAGAACGGCUACAUAAAGGGCAGAAGCAUUCAAAAUAGGAUGAAUAUGACUUUGAUCAGUUAUUUAUAUACCAGCUCGUAAUUGUCACAUAAUCUCAGGGUUUACACAUAGAGGUACUGAAAAUAUGUUGACCUCGUUACUGUCACACUGCCAUCACUUUGUUCCACGCUGAAAGAAACUAUCAUAGUGCAAGUAAAUGUGUAAAGAAAGCUGUUUCAGAACAGAGAAAAGACAUAAACAUGUGAACUGUAACUGGCAGUAAAACUACAUAUUCUGUAAACCACACAGCAUGCUUUGAAUAAAGCAGCACAAAGGAGGAA